AUGGGCAGCCCAAAACGCCUCUUUCGCUGCACGCUGCUCGUCGCCCUCGCGCGGAGCUGCGACAUCGACAGCUACUACGCCGACGUCGAUCUCACUUUGACCGGCGCGGCCCUCCGCGCCGCUCUCCAGGACCGCAUCUCGUCGCCGCACGACGUCGUGCCCUACACGUCCGACGCCACGGACACCUGGGACGCGCUCUACGUCCUCGACGCGGAUCCGUCGAACGCCGACAACGUCGUCGGGAUCUACACGCGGCGGUCCGUGGCGGCGAGCCUGUCCGGCGCGACCGACGGCUGGAACCGCGAGCAUCUGUGGCCCAAGAGCCACGGCGUCGGCUACUCCGGCGCGGACUUUAGCGACCUGCACCACCUGGUCGCGGCGGACGGCAGCACGAACUCCGCGCGCGGCAACAAAAUCUUUGGAAACUGCGAGGGGCUGCCGGGCUGCGAGUCGCCCGCGUACGACGAGGCCGCGGACGACACGGCGGCCGACGCCGAGUCGUGGCGGCCGCCGGCCGACGUCCGCGGCGACAUCGCGCGGGCGAUGUUCUACAUGGACGUGCGGUACGCGGAUCUGAGCUUAGCGUCCUGCGACUUCAUCUGCGACGACCCGGGAAUCUCCGGCAACUACUCGUGGCUCCGGCGGUGGCACGACGACGAUCCCGUCGACGACGCCGAGCAGGCGCGGAGCGACCUCGUCUGCGAGUCGUACCAGCUCAAUCGCAAUCCGUUCGUCGACUACCCGGAGCUCGUCGCCCGGCUCUUCGACGACGCGGACGAGACCGCGGCGCGGGCGGCCGUCUGCGACUCCGUCUGCGUCGAGGAGACGGACGACGAGUCCGGCGCGUCGUCGCUCUCAGCCGGGGGCGCGAUGGUCGCCGGCGUGCGCACGAACCCGGACGCCUUCGCGAUCGUCCUGCUCGAAGACGCGACGGGGCUGGAGCACCUGCGCGUUACCGACAACGGCUGGAGCGAGGGCGACGGAUUCCGGGACUCCGAGGGCGUCCUCGCGUGCACGCGCGCCGAAGCCGUCGCGGGGACCGUGCUCACGGAGGCGGACUUCGAGGCGCGCGAGGGCUCGUUCAACCUCGCGUCGGGUGGCGACCAACUAAUCGUCUACAACGCCGCCGGCUCCUUCGUGACCGCGCUGAGCAUCAACGGCGCCUGGGACGACGCCGCGACGUCGAGCGGCACGUCCGCGCUACCGUCGGAGCUCGUCGACGGCGAGACGGCGCUCGCGCUGUCCGCCGGCGACUACGACUACGCGGGGUCGCGCUACGGCGCUGCGGCAGAAUUGCGGGAGUGGCUCGCGGCCGGCGGCAACUGGGAGGCGGCGUCCGGCGACGUCGACGCGACGGCCUUCGACGUCGGCGACUCGGAGUCCGCCGCGGCGCCGAGGUUCGAGCCUUUUUAUUUACUCGCCCUUUUGCCGCUC
Molecule: messenger RNA, 1434 nt
Organism: Aureococcus anophagefferens
Lineage: Eukaryota; Pelagophyceae; Pelagomonadales; Pelagomonadaceae
Exons: 1
Molecular function (GO): nuclease activity
Source: RefSeq, a predicted model, not a curated record